Alosa sapidissima (American shad) is the source of this 4263-nucleotide messenger RNA. It is a transcript of the gene nfx1, whose product is annotated as nuclear transcription factor, X-box binding 1. The transcript has 24 exons. Gene Ontology annotation, biological process: negative regulation of transcription by RNA polymerase II. Gene Ontology annotation, cellular component: nucleus. Bases 154 to 3576 code for a protein of 1140 amino acids. Gene Ontology annotation, molecular function: RNA polymerase II transcription regulatory region sequence-specific DNA binding; DNA-binding transcription factor activity, RNA polymerase II-specific; zinc ion binding. The record is from RefSeq and is a predicted model, not a curated record. NCBI's taxonomy places the organism in Eukaryota, Metazoa, Chordata, Actinopteri, Clupeiformes, Clupeidae.
CGUAAAAAGUAAAUUGUGUAUAAGGAAGUUGUCCAGCUUUCAAACCACGAGUGAGAAGUACUGCUGUAUUUUUAGACUUAACCAGUUAAACUAAUAGAUCAAGAGAGUGGGGCUCUGCUGAGUUGGGGCAGGGCUGCAGGACAGCGUGACUGAAUGGCCGAAGGUUCUGUUACUGACACUCUGGAACUUAAUCCAGACACACCGGAGUUUAUUCCACGUGCGGCACAGAUCCAGCAUCGGUCCAAGAGAGGUCGGCCACGUUCAGACGCCGUGCGGAAUCGUAGCGAUCAUCAUACAGGCCAGCACUUUCAACAAGCCUUCUCCUUUAACGCUAAUCAUGAAGGUGGAAAGCCUCCUGUACAAGAAAACUGGACAAGACCUUCUGAUAGCUAUCACUCUCCCCAAGGAGAUGACGGCAGGAGAGGGAGAGGAAGACCAGGUAGAGGCAGAGGUGGAGGAGGAGGCAGAGGAAACGGUUAUGGAAAUGUAGGUGAGAGUGAAGGCAACCACACUGGUCGAGGACGUGCAAGGGGCCAAAAUCCAAGAUGGCACAAGCCAGGGAAUGGUAGAGGACACUUUAAUCGGAAUCAGGGUGACAUCCCAGCCUUUAUGCCAGAAAUGCCUCCUAAUGUUCAGUCUGGCAUAGAAGAACCACGCUGGCAGAAGCCUUCAGUGGUCCCUAACAACACAGGGAUGAGAAGCGAGGAGCUCCGCGACACGCGUCCAAAAAAGCCUCGGAAGUUCAACCAAGAACCCAGGAGAGGUCGUGCAGAGAAAGGUGCGAGAGGACCCCUUCCAAGAGAACGGAACGAGAACCAGGAGAACUGUGACUCUGGAAGGAGCUGGUCCCCGGCAGAGCCUCUAGAACCAAGACCCAACUCGGACGAAGAUUCCGAGUCUCGGAACCACAAGAGCUGGAGAGCCCCCAACAGGAAUCCCCCAGGUGAGACCAGGAGGAAGCCUGCAGACCUUCGCCACUCUAGGGACAACUGGAGGGAGCAUCAGCCAGCAGACAGGGAGACGCGGAGAGAAGACAAAGGCCCGAGAGUGGCCUCACCCCCUAGGAGCCCCCUCCCUAAUCCAGAGGAGCCCAGCUGGAGGGCUGGAACAGGGAGAGCUCAGGGCAGGCGAACACCACUGCAGGACAGGGGCCAGAGGCACACAGGGGGACCGAACCCUAGAGCUGGUCACAGGAGGCAUAUGGAUCAUGUGCCCAAGAGCAAAGAGACUCAGACAGGCUGUCUGAUCGAGCAGCUGACUGAGGAGAAGUAUGAGUGCAUGGUGUGCUGCGAGGUGAUCCGCGUCAUGGCCCCUGUCUGGAGCUGCCAGAACUGCUUCCAUGUCUUCCACCUCAACUGCAUUAAGAAGUGGGCUCGCUCGCCUGCCUCGCAGGGUGACGAUGGAAGUGAGGGAUGGAGGUGUCCCGCAUGCCAGCACGUGGCCUUCCGAGCUCCGAACUCCUACACAUGCUUCUGUGGCAAAGUGACCAACCCGGAAUGGCAGCGCAGUGAGAUCCCGCACAGCUGUGGUGAUAUGUGUGGAAAGAAGAGGAGUGGAGCAAACUGCAAUCAUCCCUGCAACAUCCUCUGCCAUCCAGGACCCUGUCCACAAUGCCCAGCUGUCGUGUCCAAGUCAUGCACAUGUGGGAAAACCAGCCAGCUGGUACGUUGUAGCCAGACGGUGGCCAUUCGCUGCGAGGAGGUGUGCAGUGCUGCGCUGAACUGCACUGAGCACACCUGUGCCCAGGUGUGUCACAGCGGGCCCUGUCAACCCUGCCAGCUCCGGGUCCAGCAAGUGUGCUACUGUGGUGUGGUGUUGAGAGAGGUUCCCUGCGGGACCGAUAAGGAACACUUUGACGGUUCUGGACACUUCUCUUGUCAGAAGCCCUGUGGAAAGAUGUUGGACUGCCAGAGGCACCGGUGCCAGCAGACGUGCCACACUGGGCCGUGCCAGUCAUGCCCGCUCUCGCCCCGCCUGGUGCGCACCUGCCCCUGCGGCCAGACGGCGCUCAGCAAGCUGCUGGAGCUGGGCUACGCAGAGAGGCGCUGCUGUGAGGACCCAAUACCUUCCUGUGGCAAGACCUGUGGGAAACCUCUGCCCUGCGGCUCCACCGACAUCAUUCACAUGUGUGAGAAGCUGUGCCACGAGGGCGCAUGUGGGCCUUGCUCCCUCACUUCCAGCAUCAAAUGCCGCUGCGGCUCCAAGGCCAAGGAGGUCCCCUGCUCAAGUAUCCAAACAGAAGAUGAUAUGAGUUUUGCCUGUGAUAAAAAGUGCAACAAGAAGCGCUCCUGUGGCAGACACAAGUGUGGGGAAUUGUGCUGUGUGGACAUAGAACAUAAGUGUUCUCUGAUCUGCGGCUAUAAACUCAACUGUGGUCUGCAUCGCUGCCAGGAGCCCUGUCACCGUGGCAACUGCCAACCCUGCUGGCAAACUAGUUUCGAUGAGCUGACGUGCCAUUGUGGAGAGACUGUCCUGUACCCGCCUAUCCCCUGUGGCACCAAACCACCCGAGUGCAAGAACCCCUGUGCCCGGCGGCAUGACUGUGACCACCCAGUUUUCCACAACUGCCACAGUGAGGAGAAGUGCCCGCCCUGCACCUACCUCAUGAAGAAGUGGUGUAUGGGCAUGCAUGAGCAAAGGAGCAACAUCCCGUGCCACCUGCAGGAAAUCUCCUGUGGCCUUCCCUGCAACAAGCUGCUGCCCUGCGGCUCCCACCACUGCAAACGCAUUUGCCACCGCGGCGAGUGUCAUGCCGAGGGCGAGGCGUGCCGCCAGCCCUGCGUCAUCCCCCGGCCUGAGUGCCAGCACCCCUGCACCGCGCCCUGUCACCAUGGCAAGCCCUGCCCGCGCAACACCUGCACCACCAAGGUAACAGUGCAGUGUGACUGCGGGCGAAAGAAGGAGACAGUCUCAUGCACAGAGGCAGCCAGCUCUUACCAGAGGUAUGCUGCUAUUGCAAUGGCAAGCAAGUUGUCAGACAUGCAGCUGGGAGAAUCAGUGGAUAUUGGGCAGCUUAUCCCCAAGAAAGAGUCCAAACAGGCCAGGUUGGAAUGCGAUGAGGAGUGUGCCACGCAGGAAAGGAACAAGCGAUUGGCUGAAGCCCUGCAGAUCGACCAGUCGGUUGAUCCUUUUAACACUAGAUCCACUUCCAAGUACAGCGAUUCUCUCAAGGACGACGCCAGAAAAGAAUUCAAGUUCGUCAGUGAAGUUGAACGAGAAAUCAAAAACCUAGUUGAACUGGCAAGCAAGGGCAAGCAGCCCAAGCGGAGCCACUGUUUCCCGCCCAUGAGUAGGGAACACCGGCGCAUUGUUCACGAGCUGGCCGAGGUGUAUGCCGUAGAGAGUGUCAGCUACGACAGUGAACCCAAACGCAACGUGGUCAUCACUGCCAUCAGGGGGAAGUCUGCCUGCCCGAACUCCACCCUGACCGCGUUGAUCGAGAGGGAGACCAGCGGCAGGGCCCCUCCCCCCAUCGCCCACAUCAAGCAGCACGGCAGCAAGAAUGAGACUAGCAUUAGCUGGCUCAAACCAACAAAAGAAGAGCCUGCCAUCGAUUACUUUGAUGUCCAGGACUGACCGGAAGCCAGAACUGGCCAGCCAAAGUGACGGCUACUCGGUAGAAACCAGGAAAGUCAACGUGCACCAAUCCACUGCCUGCUCUGGUCAUGGUCACUUCUACGAUACCGGCACACCAGCAGAUACUAUACUCCCUUGUAUUAGGAGCUCCGUCAGCGAACUAACCCAUUUGAUUCAUUGAUUGAUUGACUCCUCUCAUUUCUGAAUUUAGUGAAAGUGUGCUCUGAGAUUGCUAGGUCUGACAUGGAUGCCAGUAGAGGUUUUUAUCCACUCUUUCUUUUUUUGACUGAAAACUUUGUCAGUUGAGAAUGCAAGGGCAUUCAUGUGGUCCUUUAUCAGUUGGUGCAGUGUAGUGGAAACUUAAUCAAAUGACCAUCCCCUUAGAAUUACAGUAAAUAAUCAGCAAACAGUCACAGAAAGGCUACAUUUCAUUCACUUAACACAAAGCCUCAUGCUUUGUUUUCACUCUGUAAACGAAAAAAGUCUCGAGGGACCUAGUUAUUAAGCUCUUGAAUGUUGCCGCAUGUCUAAUUAUUAUGCAAUUACCCGUGGAGGGCUUCUCUGGUGAGUAAUCAAAGGUUUUGCCAAGAGUGACCACUAGAUGGUGGUAAGGAGAUGCAACGAGUGUUCCCUGCUGUAAAUGAGUUACAUCUGUAAACUACAUAUAAAAGCAAUUCUUGAAAGUGU